Messenger RNA from Penicillium subrubescens, 2601 nucleotides. RefSeq lists its product as uncharacterized. Gene Ontology annotation, molecular function: hydrolase activity; glutamine synthetase activity. Bases 1 to 2601 code for a protein of 866 amino acids. The transcript has 3 exons. Lineage: Eukaryota; Fungi; Ascomycota; Eurotiomycetes; Eurotiales; Aspergillaceae. The record is from RefSeq and is a predicted model, not a curated record.
AUGGAUUCUCUCGACUCCCUCCAUCAUCUCAUACAAAAUCACCCGCUGAUCGACAACCAUGCCCACAAUCUGUUGAGCUGUGAUGUGGCUGCCGACUAUGAUAGCUACCCGCUCGAGUCAAUCACCUCCGAGGCCCACGGUCGCGCCUUGGAAAAUGCCCGUACCACCCUGCCACUGCUGCGCGCCGUGAACCAGCUGGGUGAGCUUUAUGGCACCCCAUGUGCAAACUGGGACGACGUGCUGGCUGCGCAUACGCGCUGGGUGCAGGAGGACUAUGACGGGCUGGUCCGUCGCAGUCUUGAAGGCACGCACAUGCUUCUACUCGAUGACCUACUAUCGGACGAGGAUGUCGAGUCAUACGAAUGGCACGACCAGUUCACAUCCUCGCCGACAAAGCGCAUCGUUCGCAUCGAGGCUGUCGCCGCAUCUCUAUUGCGCGACAUCAUGAGCGUGGAGCGCAAACCUGACGAGAGCGUGUGGAGCAUAUUCCGCGCCAAGUUCCUCGACGCGCUUGACCACGCCAUGGCCGACCCAGCAGUCGUCGGAUUCAAGUCCGUGAUCUGCUACCGCACCGGGUUAGACGUUAAUCCGUAUUCCCCGGACGAAGAUCUGCUGACAGCCUCACUCCACCGUACCCUUGAUUCGGGGACAAGGAAAUCCGGAUACCGGGUCGAGGAGAAGCCACUAAAUGACUGGCUUGUUCAGCAAACUCUCAAGCUCAUCACGUUCCGGAAGAGAGCUGGUGUGGUCAAGCCGCUCCAGUUUCAUACUGGGCUGGGCGAUAAUGACAUCAAUCUUGUCAAAGCUAACCCUGCGUACCUGCAGCCUCUCAUCGCUCAAUACCCUGAUGCGCCGAUCGUGCUAUUGCACUCGGCUUAUCCCUAUACAAGAGAUGCGGGAUAUCUUGCCUGUGUGUAUCCAAACGUCUAUCUUGAUCUUGGUGAAGUGUUUCCGAUGGUGAGCCGCGAGGCCGAGGAGAAGAUUUUGCGCGAGAGCUUGGAGAUCACCCCAAUCAACCGUUUACUUUGGAGUACGGAUGGUCAUUUCUUCCCGGAGACAUAUUGGCUGGCCAAUAAGCAGUUCCGGCAGGCUCUGGAAACUGUUCUCGUUGACUACGUUGAGAAAGGUGACUAUAACAUCACUCAGGCCAAGGCAGCCGCCGCCGAUAUUCUGUUUCACAAUUCGAAUAAGCUGUACAGUUUAAACCAAACAGCACAGUAUACACCUGAGAUUAUUCAGGGGGCACCUUUACUCAGUGAUGCCAGAGUUUCACAGACGUCUGACUUACUAGGCGCUUUUCUGCAAAAGAAUCCAGACAUCGAGUACAUAUGGAUGCAAUGGAUAGACUUUACAGCGACAACACGGGUUCGCAUAUUCCCACUUCAGGAGUUCAUUCGCAUCGCUAGAAAAGAGCGGCGGAUUGGCAUCUCGCUAGCAGUCCAGUGCAUGCUGCAAGAUGAUACAGUUACUCCCGGAGGGUCUACCACUGGGCAAUUCUACAUGGAGCCAGAUCUUUCCAGUCUCUACCGCAAUGAAAGUAUGGCUGCGCCAGCAGCUGCCAGUGCGACUGUCAUGAGCUUCUGGCGAUCAGAAGAGGGCGUGCCUCUCAACGGCUGUCCUCGCACGACCCUUGGAAACAUCGUUACAAAGCUGCACACCACUCACAACAUCGACGUCCUCUGCGGCUUCGAAAUCGAGGUUGUAUUCCUUAAACCACUCACGAGCCAUCAAACUGGCGAAGUGACAGGUUACGCGUCCGCAACAAAAAACCAUUCUUGGUCACAAAUGACAGCCGACACACGGAAAAUGAUCCCAAUUCUGGAAGAGAUCAAUCAGACGCUGGAGACCAUGGGCAUUCAUCUCCAGCAAUUCCACGCCGAGUCUGCGCCCGGACAAUUUGAAUUUAUCCUCCCGCCCGCCACACCCCUGGCCGCUAUUGAUGCCCUUGUCGCCGCCCGGCAAGUUGUCACAGCCGUGGCUGAGCGACAUGGCCUGCGCGCAACUUUGCACCCACGACCCUUCCCGAACGGAGCUGGGAGUGCUGCCCACACUCAUAUAUCUAUUACUCCACCCGCGCGCGAGGAUGUUUUCCUUGCCGGUAUCCUGAAUCACUAUUCUUCUAUCGUUGCCUUUACCAUGUCCCAGGACGCGAGUUACGAGCGCGUGCGCUCAGGUAUCUGGUCUGGAUCUGAAUGGGUUGCAUGGGGAUUCCAGAAUCGCGAGGCGCCUGUGCGCAAGAUUGAGCCCGGUCACUGGGAAUUCAAGUCUGUCGAUGGCGUUGCUAAUCCGUACCUGGCUGUGGCUGCCCUGCUAGCGGGUGGCUUGAUUGGCCUGGGGGAGAAUUUGUCCCUGGCCGUGAAGGAAUGUACCGUGGAUGCUUCGCACCUGACCUCUGCUGAACGAGCUGCGCUCGGUAUUACGACCCCGCUUCCCAAGUCUCUAGCCGAGAGUCUGGCUGCUCUUUCUGAAGAUGAGGCGCUGCAGGGCAUUUUGGGCGGGGGGCUUGUCAAGAAUUACCUUAGUGUCAAGCGUGCGGAGUCAGAACGCUUGCAAAGCAUGGCUGACGACAAACGUCAGUUAUGGCUGUUGGAGCGCUAUUAG